This is a messenger RNA of Sorex araneus (European shrew), 1413 nucleotides long. RefSeq names its product dendrocyte expressed seven transmembrane protein (gene DCSTAMP). The coding region runs from base 1 to 1413 and encodes 470 amino acids. The transcript has 3 exons. NCBI's taxonomy places the organism in Eukaryota, Metazoa, Chordata, Mammalia, Eulipotyphla, Soricidae. Gene Ontology annotation, cellular component: membrane. The record is from RefSeq and is a predicted model, not a curated record.
AUGGGCGUCUGGACCUCAGGCGCCAGCCUCUUUCGACAUCUUUGGCGGGUCUAUGUGUCUCCCAGAAGCCCUGGCUGGCUUGACUUCACCCAACACUUGGGGGCCUGCUGUUUAGUCGCUCUCUUUGCUGCAGGCCUCCUGGCCGUGGCCUGCCAUGGGUUUGGGGCCCCUUUCCUGGUCUUCCCCAUUUCCUGGACGGUCACAUGCAUCCUGCUGGGCUGCUCCAAGCACGUGCGCUGUUUCAUCCUCCUCUUCUUCCUCUCUUGUGGCCUGCGGGAGGGCAGGAAUGCCUUGAUUGCCACAGGCACGGGCAUCGUCAUCUUGGGCCACGUGGAGAACAUCUUCCACAACUUCCAAGGCCUCCUGGACAGCAUGACUUGCAACCUCCAGGCCAAGAGCUUGGCUGUCCACAUCCCGCUUCUGAGACAGUACACAGAAGCGCUUCGGUGGCUCUACGGCCUGGCCACCUCCCUGCAUAUCUUCGAUGAUCUGGUUUCUUGGAACCAAAUGCUGACAGUCUCCCUUUCCAGUCCCAGCCAAGCCCUGGAGGCCCAGCUCAAUGACACCAAAGGCCACGUCUUGGGGACCUGGUACCAGGUGGCGUCAGCCACUGAGGUGCUGUCCACACUGGGGCGGCAGGUCCUUGCGGUGGCCGGACUCAUCCUGGUCCUCCUCAGCACCGGCUUCUUCAUGAAGCGAUUUUUGGACCCCACAGGGGUGAAGUUUGAAAACAUCUACAUCAGCAGACAGUUCGCUCUGUUUGAUGAAAGGGAGAGGCUCCAACAGAGGCCCUGCGUCCUCCCACUGAGCCGGAAGGAAAGGAAGAAGUAUGUGCUCAUCCCGUCCUUCUGGAGGACCCCCAAGGAAAGGAAGAGCCUGGGGCUUUUCUUCCUCCCCGUGUUCCCGCAUUUCUCCCUCUGGGUGCUCUUCGCAGCCACUGACUACCUCCUCUAUCGGCUCCUGGGCUCCUUGAGCACACACUUCCACAGCAUCCCGGGCCUGGAGGUGUGCCUAAAGCUGCACAGGGAGGAUCCAGGAACUCAAGACAUCAUCUAUGGUUCUUCCUUUAACAUCUCUCUGUUCGAGCCCCACUGCCUCCCUACCCCAAAGCUCCUUCUCACGAAGACCUGGCUUCCCAUUUGUCUUAUUCUUGCCACGCUGGUGAUACUGGGACUCUUGUCUUCCAUCUUGAUGCAACUGAAAAUCCUGGUGUCUGCCGCCUUCUACCCAAGCGUGGAGAGGCAACGCAUCCGAUACCUGCAUGCAAAGCUGCUGAAGGGAAGAUCAAAGCGACCCCUGGAGGAAGCGGGGAGAAAGUCGGGUGUCUACUACACAGAGGUUCAUUUUUGGCUUCCGGUCCUUAGAAUGUUUAGGAAGAAGGAAACAAACGCUGCAAGUCAAGACAAUCCAUGA